Messenger RNA from Durio zibethinus, 3384 nucleotides. RefSeq lists its product as uncharacterized. NCBI's taxonomy places the organism in Eukaryota, Viridiplantae, Streptophyta, Magnoliopsida, Malvales, Malvaceae. The record is from RefSeq and is a predicted model, not a curated record. Gene Ontology annotation, molecular function: protein binding.
ACAUAGCUAUCUUGAGUGGGUUCAAUGUCAUGUCUUAUUUCUCGCUCAAUGACUUGGCUACCAAAUUGCCUUUUUCUUUUUUUCUCUUUCUGAAUUUAAAGCAAGUUUAAACUUGAAACAAGAACUGAAUUCAGACUAACAAGAUUUAUACACGGCGGAUCACAUACAUAACGCGCCCACACGUAAACGGUUAGCGGUUGGGGGACGUUGGCUUGACCCUUCGAGGGAAAGAAGAUAAAAUGUUUGGGCACUCUCUCUUUUCAAAGCCACCGUCAGUCACUACCAAAUCGUCUGCCCAAAUUCCACCUUCAAUAAAGACCAACCAUUCGUUUACUAAUAAUAUGCUCUCAUCAUCUUUUGCUGCCAUGCAAUUUCAACCUCUCUUCUUUACUCACUCGUCUCCAGGCAAAAAACCCUCCAUUUCUAAAGCUAACUCACAAAAAACCAUCAACUAAAAUGGAGGGCACUAUCUUUCCCAAUAAACCAGUUUAUCCUAACCCACCAAAGAGAUCAACACAAUCAAGCAAGCCAGUGAAAUUCAGCUCAGUAACACCUCCUCUUCCUCCUCAAUCUCCCCAUUCACUGCCCCAAGACUCCCUCCUCCAACACCUUCUACACCUUUCUUCACCACCCAAUAGCUCUCAUGACCCAAAAACUAUUAAUCCCCGUAAAACCAACAAUUCCCAUUUCCCUUCUCUUCACAUUUCUUCAGAUUCUACUCAGAAACUUCACCAGCAAGUUAAUCCCAAGAAACCCACUCCAGUUUCAGUUCUUCAGUUUGAUGAAAGUAGAGAGGAAGGUCAAUCGACAGAUGGUUCUCUUGAAUUUUUGUCAAGAAAGGGUAUGCUUAUUCUUAAUUCCAUAAAGGAACAGCCUUUGAAUGCUUUGAAUGAUUUGUUUGAUUCUGUUAAGUUUGAGCUGCUUCAAAUCGAUACGUUUAGUUUAUUGAAAGCUUUAGACCUUUCUGGGGAUUGGGAAAGAGCUCUUUUGUUGUUUCAAUGGGUAGUUUCGAGCGUAGGGUCUGAUAAAGCUAAACUCGACACUCAGGUUGUUGAACUAAUGGUCAGAAUUCUGGAGAGAGAAUCGCAGGAUGCAAUUGUAUUGAAACUGUUUGAUUUGAUUCCCACUGAUGAAUAUUCGCUUGCUGUUCGAACUUAUACGACUAUUCUUCAUGCAUAUUCGCGCACCGGUAAGUACAAAAAGGCAAUUUCCAUGUUUGAGAAAAUGAAGGAGACAGGCCUUUCUCCUACGUUAGUCACUUAUAAUGUCAUGCUUGAUGUUUAUGGGAAGAUGGGUCGGUCUUGGAAUAAGAUUUUAGGACUUUUGGGUGAGAUGAGAUGCAAAGGACUCGAGUUUAAUGAGUUUACUUAUAGUACUGUGAUAGCAGCUUGUGGGAGAGAAGGAUUGUUGAAAGAAGCAAAAGAGUUUUUUGCUGGAUUGAAGUCGCAGGGCUAUGUGCCUGGGACAUUCACCUAUAAUGCUUUAUUACAAGUGUUUGUUAAGGCCGGGGUCUACUCAAAGGCUUUAAGCAUUUUUAAAGAAAUGGAGGAUAACAACUGCCCAGCUGACUCUGUGACAUACAAUGUUCUUGUAACUGCUUACUUGAGGGCAGGGUCUUAUGAGGAUGGGGCUGCAGUUAUUGAAACAAUGACAAAGAAAGGUGUAAUGCCAGAUGCUGUUACAUACACAACUCUCAUCCAUGCCUAUGGUAAAGCUGGAAAGGAAGACAAGGCUUUGAGAUUGUUUCAUAUGAUGAAAGAGUCAGGUUGUGCCCCUGAUGUGUAUACUUAUAACACUGUUCUUGGGAUGUUAGGGAAGAAGUUACGAUCUAAGGAGAUGAUAAAGAUACUCCUUGACAUGAAAGAAAGUGGAUGCUCCCCUAACCGUAUUACAUGGAACACAAUGCUUGCCAUGUGUAGUAAUAAGGGCAUGCACAAGUUUGUGAACCGAGUCUUGAGGGAAAUGAAGAGUUGUGGUUUUGAGCCUGAUAGAGACACAUUCAAUACUUUGAUUACUGCCUAUGGCCGAUGUGGAUUAGAAAUUGAUGCUACUAAAACGUACAGGGAGAUGAUUAGAGUAGGGUUCACACCAUGUGUUACGACUUACAAUGCUCUUCUCAAUGCUCUAGCUAGAACGGGGAAUUGGAAAGCAGCAGAAUCUGUCAUUCUAGACAUGAAAAAUAAGGGUUUCAGGCCUAGUGAAACCUCGUACUCUUUGAUGCUUCAAUGUUAUGCCAAGGGAGGCCACAUGAAAGGGAUAGAGAAGAUUGAAAAAGAAAUUAAUGAUGGUCAUAUCUAUCCUAGCUGGAUGCUGUUGACAACUCUUGUUCAGGCAAACUGCAGAUGUAGAGCACUAGAAGGUAUGGAGAGAGCAUUUCAGGAAUUACAAAAGAAUGGAUACAAAGUUGAUUUGGUUUUGUUCAAUUCAAUGCUCUCAAUAUUUUCGAAGAACAACAUGUAUGAAAGGGCCCAUGAAAUGCUACACUUGAUUCGGGAAAGUGGGCUGACACCUGAUCUUUUCACCAACAACAGCUUGAUGGAUAUGUAUGCCAGAGCAGGAGAGUGUUGGAAAGCUGAAGAAAUCCUCAAAGAAUUGCAGAAGUCUGGUGGAAAACCAGACGUUGUGUCGUACAACACUGUCAUUAAAGGAUUUUGCAGGAAAGGGCUAAUGCAGGAGGCCAUAAGAAUUCUCUCUGAAAUGACAACUAGAGGGAUUCGACCAUGCAUUUUUACUUACAAUAAUUUUGUAGCAAGUUAUGCUGCACAGGGAAUGUUCACAGAAAUAGAUGAUGUUAUGGGCUACAUGAUUCAGCACAACUGUAGACCAAAUGAAUUUACAUACAAGAUUGUGGUGGAUGGUUAUUGUAAAGCAGGACGAUACAAAGAAGCCAUGGACUUUGUGUCAAAAAUUAAGGAGAUAGAUGAUUCUUUUGAUGACCAGUCCAUAGAACGGAUAGCUUUUUGUGUUCGAGAGAAUCUAGAGUGAUUUUUGUCUGAACUUCUACUCGUAGAUGCUCUGAAGAAGCAUUCAUGGCUGGGGCAGAUGUAUUUUAGCAUGUCCAUUGGACUGUGUAGAUGUCAUUGUUUAAAACACUAGCAUAACGGAGAGAAUGAAAUUUACACUCUUGCAUUUACAGUGAAUCCGACUCUGUGAUUGAACUUCCUUCAAAUUGGCUUCAGGAGAUAUGCUAACGAGUCAGUGUGGCUAUGAAGUUUAAGGUGAGAUACUGAGAUUCUUACAAGCAUCAGCCUUUUAGAAAUGGCUCCUGUACUACAAGUGUAUGAUUUAUUAUUGUUUCACAACUCUGUUAAAUAUUUGAUUUCUUUAGCAUUACCUUGCUACUCUAAACUGGAAAAAGAUCAACACAAUGAAGAAUUUGAACAU